Dermacentor albipictus is the source of this 2480-nucleotide messenger RNA. Its product is annotated as neprilysin-1-like. Gene Ontology annotation, cellular component: plasma membrane. The record is from RefSeq and is a predicted model, not a curated record. Gene Ontology annotation, molecular function: metalloendopeptidase activity. Gene Ontology annotation, biological process: protein processing. NCBI's taxonomy places the organism in Eukaryota, Metazoa, Arthropoda, Arachnida, Ixodida, Ixodidae.
GCUUGUUUCAGGGAGAGCCCGGAAGCUUGGCCAGUCGUCUGCGAGGAGUGAACUAAAGAGCAAGAGGUCUGAGACCAAGUUUACUUGAGCGCCACCGAAUCAACGUGACAAAAGUGAAGAGAUGCGUCUGGCCAGCGCAAUGGUUUAUCUCCUGGCGGCCAUGUUUAGCCGAAUAAUUCCGUACAGCCUAUCCCUUGCUGCACCGAAAGUUAAGACCAAAGGCUACACUAUUUGUGACACGGAAGUGUGUAAAGAGAGAGCGAGGCUGCUCAAGGAAAGCAUAAACAAAAGCAUCGAACCCUGUGACGACUUCUUCGGCUUCGUUUGUGAUGGGUGGAUUCGAGAGCACCCUAUUCCAGAGACUGAUACGUCGUUUGGAACGUUCGAACAAGCGGAAGAAAACGUGCUGCGUGAUCUAAGAGGGAUCAUAGAGAACGUAACAGACUUUACUGAACCUCGUAAUGUGAAGGAAAUGGCGGCAACUAUGUACCAGGCAUGCAUGUGCAAAUAUUUCACAGAAGAGCAGCUAAUCCCGAUGGUUAAAGAUGUUCUUGCUCGUAUGGGAUUUCCUAUAUGGCCUGUCAUGAGACCAUCUGAACUUCCUUAUGGAAACUACUCACAUUUGCUCAGCACAACGUCUUUGUGGCCAUUUUUUUUCUUUGACGUCGCUCAAGACCUGAACGAAACAGACCGGUUUAUUAUCGAGAGGGACAGCCGAAAGUGGACGUGGAGGAGCCCGAAUGGCGAGACUAGAAAUGAAAUAGAUUUUAUACUCUGCGCUAACCCUGGCAUCAUACAAGAUGUGGACGUGCUCGGCAAAGUGCGCUGCAGUGGCCAUAGGACGCUGGAUGAGAUUCCAUAUCCUAUUUUAGGCAGAGAGCAGCUCCUUAAUCCAUGGACGACAGAGUAUAACAAAGGCAUUGUAUUGGCGUACUUAUCUCUUAUCGCCACAGCUGUAACGGUUCUCAAUCCAAAUACGACUGAAUACGACGCUAUGAUUGUUGCUGAAAGAAUCUUCGUGUUUGAGGCACGGCUUGCUUCGAUGACAUCAGAUGACAGACAAGAUAUUAAUGCUUUUUACGAAAAGAUGACUAUCGAUGAACUGGAGAAACAAGUGCCAAACAUUCCAGUCCUACAAAGCCUAAACAGGGCGUUUUCGCAAGCGAACAUUACGCUAAACAAGACUGAGCAAGUCGCAAUGUUCGGGAUGUCCUACUUCAAGAAGGUCAAUGAUUUCUUCAAGUGCAUAUACGACCUUUCAGACAUGUACAAUUUCGCCGCGUGGAGGCGCAUCUUCCAGAUGGUAUUGCUGACGUCAGAAAAAUUCGCAAAAUCUUGGCAGAAUCUAUUGAAAGUCGCGUAUGGAGUGCAAAAAGAAAAGCCAGAUUGGCAGGUUUGCGUUGAAGAAGUCGCUAAAGCGAUGCCUUUCGUGAUUGGCCGAAUGUACAUCGAGAAGAACUUCAACGUUACAGCCAAAGAGGACGUCGAAACGAUGAUAGAAAAUAUAACGACGACCUUCAGAAAGUCGCUUUCCACAAGAGAGUGGUUGACCGGCAGCACAAAGGAAACAGCUCUGAAGAAGUUGGAGAAAAUGACCAAAAAGAUCGGAUUUCCGCCAUGGAUCCUAAAUGACACCGUUAUGGAAAACCGCUUUCAAUACGUUCCACAAUUCAACAUCAGCGUCCCACUUUUUAAAAUUAUAUUAUCAUUCCAAGACAAUGCUGCCAUCAGGACGCUGCUAUUACUUCGGAGGAAGCCAGAUAAGAAAAACAGCUGGAUCACCGCUCCUGCCGUCGUAAAUGCCUUCUACAGCCCCUCAAAGAAUGAAAUGGUAUUUCCGGCUGGAAUACUGCGAGACUCACUCUACCAGCACGGACUGCCUGCGUCCAUUAACUAUGGAGCGAUUGGCACCAUCAUCGGGCACGAAAUGAUUCAUGGCUUUGACGACUUAGGUAAACAGUUUGACGAGGACGGGCGGUUGAGAAACUGGUGGAGCCCUUCGACUCAAAAAAUGUUCGACAAGAGAGCAGACUGCUUCAUUAACCAAUACAGUUCCGUCUUCAGCGAAUUGGCUAACACAACGCUGAAUGGCGUGAAUACAUUGGGUGAAAAUAUGGCGGACAACGGGGGACUUCGAAUGGCAUUCAGGACACUUGACCAGCAACUGAAGGCUUUCAGUACGCCAGACGUGCGCCUUCCGGGCCUGGAAGAGUUCUCAGCGAAGCACCUGUUUUUCAUUUCCACUGCAUUCGUGUGGUGUGGCAGCACACGUGCAGGGGCUCUGCGUCUGCAAAUAGAAUACGACCCCCACAGCCCGCGCCAACAAAGGAUAAACGUCUCUUUAAAGAACAUGAAAUCGUUUACUUCGGUAUUUCGUUGCAACGAAACAAGGAAGAUGUCGUUCAAGGCCAAAAGCAACGAGACUUGCGUGCUGUGGUGAAUUAGCACUAUAAUAAAGUUACCUUUUAUCACGUUCUGUA